This is a messenger RNA of Oldenlandia corymbosa var. corymbosa, 1995 nucleotides long. The record is from the annotation of a GenBank genome assembly. Lineage: Eukaryota; Viridiplantae; Streptophyta; Magnoliopsida; Gentianales; Rubiaceae.
CUCACCUAGCUUAUGUUCAACUUGGCUCACCAAAUAAAAGCACUUGAAAAACUAACUUCUUGACAUAAUCUCUCAGGUUUACUUGGGGUGAAAAUAUGGAAGCAUUGCACUCAAUGCAGUCAACAGAGAUUUCGGAGCCAGCCUGCAAUAAGAAACUGGCUCAGGUGUUUCGAGUUCUCAGCAGGAGGUUACGGCGUUUUUGCUCAAAGAUACGCCGGUGGUUUGGGAGGCGUCGAAAGGCUAAAGUUGUGAUCAGAAGGUUUGGGAAGCUGAAUUGUAAGGGUCAUUUUAGAGAAGUGAGUGGCAGAAACUCUCCCAAUCAUAUAAAUGGAGAUGUGAAAGUUGCGCUUGGGAAAAGGUCAAUCCGAGUUGCAACUUUCAAUGCUGCCUUGUUUUCGCUUGCACCUGCAGUCCCUAAGGCUGAAAAAUCACUUGUUUUCUUCCAUGGAAACGAUAAUUAUAAGCCGGUGAAUAGUCGCCCGAAGAGCAUACUUAAACAAUCUCCCUUGCAUCCUGCAGUGGAGGAUCCUGAGCUAAGUUCAAAUCAAAGCAAACUAAUAAGAAGAGUUUCGAUCAAUCUUCCUGAAAAUGAGAUCUCACUGGCUCAGAACAAGCUGCUUAGCUUUGUGGAAGAUUCUUCUUCACCAAACCUUUUGACUUUCAAUUCCAACAGCAUGGCCCCAAUGAGAUCUCCCAUAUGUUUUCCUCUGGGUAUGGCUAACUGGAUGAAUGACGGGAGCCUGACGACUGGAAGACAGACCAUUUUCGACGUGCUUAAGGAAGUGGAUGCUGAUAUCUUGGCUUUGCAAGAUGUGAAAGCUGAGGAAGAGAAAAACAUGACUCCAUUGUCUGAUUUGGCUGAGGCAUUAGGUAUGAACUAUGUCUUUGCUGAAAGCUGGGCUCCUGAAUAUGGCAAUGCUAUUCUGUCAAAAUGGCCAAUCAAGAAGUGGAAAGUUCAGAAAAUCUAUGAUGAUAAAGAUUUCAGAAAUGUGCUCAAAGCUACUAUUCUUGUGCCAUGGAUGGGAGAGCUGAACUUCUACUGCACUCAACUUGAUCAUUUAGAUGAAAAUUGGAGGAUGAAGCAAAUCAAUGCAAUCAUUCAAUCCAGUGACCAUCCUCACAUUUUGGCAGGUGGUUUAAACUCUCUUGAUGCCUCUGAUUAUUCAUUCGACAGAUGGGCUAACAUUGUGAAGGUAAAAAACAUGAAGUUUUUUGCCACAAAUUUUUGGACAUUUCAAUGACCUCAAAAACAGAUGACCUGGACAGAAUUUUACUUCUUUUUUCACUGUAACUUUUCUUUCUUGCAGUACUAUGAAUCGCUAGGGAAACCAACACCAAAAGUUGAAGUUACCAACUUCUUGAAGGAAAAAGAGUACACUGAUGCAAAGUACUUCCCCGGCGACUUUGAGCCUGUCGUCAUCAUUGCCAAAGGCCAAAGUACUAUAAAUGAAGAUGAACAUUCCAUGACAUGAUUUUCCAGCCUUUUAAACUUCCAAAAUCAUGCAUUCAUUUUUUAUUUUUGCCUUCUUUUUCUUGAUGUAACAGGUGUACAAGGGACUUGCAAAUAUGGAACUCGGGUGGAUUACAUUGUGGCAUCUCCUGAUUUGCCUUACAACUUUGUACCUGGAUCUUACUCUGUCAUUUCUUCAAAAGGGACAUCUGAUCAUCACAUAGUGAAGGUGGAUAUCGUGAAAGCGGUGCACUCUGCUGAAGAGAUCAUCAACAAGAGAAGGAAGAAACUGAGACAAAGGGUUGUAAAGAUCACCAGUUCUUGUAAUUCCAGAGGACUUUGGUAGUUUUUGGAAAAACCAGUAUACAUACAUAUCCACCUGUAACGUUGUUUAUUUCAAACCAGCUCAUUGUACGCAAAAGUAACAUCGAGUUAGUUUAAGUAGUAUAUCAAUGGACUGUAAUGAACAAAAAACAAAGCAUUAAAAAAAUCUUCAUAUAAAGCACACAGAAAAUUUAUCAAACAUUACAUUGUCCGAGUUGCAG